AUGAAUAGAUUCAAGUUGAACCAGUUGAUUGGAGCAGGUGCCUACGGAAGCGUUGUUAGGGCAGUUAAUAAAGAGACUGGAGAAGUGGUUGCCAUUAAGAAGAUUAAGCGAACAUACUCCAGUUGGGAAGAAUGUAUCAAAUUAAAAGAAGUACAGACAUUGAGAAAACUUAACCAUCCGAAUAUUAUUAAAUUGAAAGAAGUCAUUAGAGAAAAUCAGGAAUUGUAUUUUGUCUUUGAAUAUAUGGAGGCCAACCUCUAUCAAGUGAUGAAAGACAGAGACAAAUUGUUUUCAGAAUCCAAGAUUAGAAAUAUUAUUUAUCAAGUCCUGCAGGGCUUGGCUUACAUGCACAAAACUGGAUACUUUCAUCGUGAUAUGAAACCUGAAAAUCUUCUUGUUCAUAGAGAUACUGUAAAGAUUGCUGACUUUGGUCUUGCUAAGGAAACACGAUCCAGACCACCAUUUACCGAGUAUGUUUCUACUAGAUGGUACAGAGCACCUGAGGUUCUUAUGAAAUCACAAAACUACAACUCACCAAUAGACAUGUGGGCAGUAGGUGUUAUUAUGGCAGAGUUGUACACAUUUAGGCCACUCUUCCCUGGUAGAAGUGAACCUGAUGAAAUUUUCAAAAUUUGCUCAGUUCUAGGCACACCCACUAGGGAUACAUGGGAAGAAGGACUUAAAUUAGCUGCUAGUAUGGGAAUGAAAUUCCCUCAAUUCGUUCCUACACCUUUGGAAUCCAUCAUUCAAAAUGCAAGUCAAGAAGCCAUUCAGCUAAUGACUGAUUUGUUGAGUUAUGAUCCAAUGAAAAGGCCAACAGCUAGUCAAGCUCUUCAAUAUCCCUUCUUCCAAGUUGGAAUUUCAGCUCCAAUACCUCUCAAGUAUAACAUUAAUAGUAGAGUUCAAUCUGGAAAGAAACAAACAAAUAGUAAUAAUAAUAGUAAUACUGAAGAUUCAUCACCUCUAACAGGAAACAAAGGCCCUACCUUGAAUGUACAAUAUCAGGGCGUAAAAUCCUAUCCUCCCUACCCUAUUCAACAACCUCAACAACCAGUAUAUAAUAAUGCUUCAACACGAUCUCCUGGUAAUCCUCCUCCUGCUGGUACAGCCAAUGGAGCAAAGCUGUUCUCUUACUCAAGGUAUAAACCAGGAGUAAACUCUAGUGUGGACAAGUCCACUGUCAAUUCUAAGGAAGCUCCUCGGGGGUCUUCUAGAGGAGGAAGUGGUUUGUCCCGAAAGAGGUUAAUGCCUCGUAGAGCUGAUAAUCAGCAAACACCACCCUCUUCCCUUUAUGAUUUUAAUAAUGUACGGAAAUAA
This is a messenger RNA of Naegleria gruberi, 1317 nucleotides long. RefSeq lists its product as uncharacterized. The coding region runs from base 1 to 1317 and encodes 438 amino acids. Lineage: Eukaryota; Heterolobosea; Eutetramitea; Acrasida; Naegleriidae. Gene Ontology annotation, biological process: intracellular signal transduction; protein phosphorylation. The record is from RefSeq and is a predicted model, not a curated record. Gene Ontology annotation, cellular component: cytoplasm; nucleus. Gene Ontology annotation, molecular function: ATP binding; protein serine/threonine kinase activity. The transcript is spliced from 4 exons.